This is a messenger RNA of Suricata suricatta (meerkat), 6382 nucleotides long. It is a transcript of the gene STEAP2, whose product is annotated as STEAP2 metalloreductase. Gene Ontology annotation, biological process: copper ion import. NCBI's taxonomy places the organism in Eukaryota, Metazoa, Chordata, Mammalia, Carnivora, Herpestidae. The transcript is spliced from 5 exons. Bases 281 to 1753 code for a protein of 490 amino acids. Gene Ontology annotation, cellular component: plasma membrane; endosome. The record is from RefSeq and is a predicted model, not a curated record. Gene Ontology annotation, molecular function: ferric-chelate reductase (NADPH) activity; cupric reductase (NADH) activity.
CUGGCGGCGCGUCACUGCGAGGCCGGCCUCUGCGCGCCUCCCGCGUCCUCCUCCUCUCCGGCAAUCCGCGAUCCAGCUCGGGGAGGCGGGGAAGCAGCCGGGGCGCGACUGGCGCGGCAGCCACCGUGCAGCUGCCGGCCGGAGGCGCGGCCCCUAGGCCCGAGAGCGCGGACGAGCCCCCGGAGAGUCGUCGCCGCGUCCGGUAGAGCUGCCAGGCUCGUCCCUGCCCGGCGCGGGAGACGCAGAGGAUAUCUCUGGUGAUCUUGAAAGAGCCCAUAUCAUGGAAUCAAUCUCUAUGAUGGGAAGCCCUAAGAACCUUAGUGAAACUUUUUUGCCUAAUGGCAUAAAUGGUAUCAAAGAUGCAAAGAAGGUCACCGUGGGUGUCAUUGGAAGUGGAGAUUUUGCCAAAUCGCUGACGAUUCGACUUAUUAGAUGUGGCUAUCAUGUGGUUAUAGGAAGCAGAAAUCCUAAGUUUGCUUCCGAAUUUUUUCCUCAUGUGGUAGAUGUCACUCAUCAUGAAGAUGCUUUGACAAAAACAAAUAUAAUAUUUGUUGCUAUACAUAGAGAACAUUACACCUCCCUGUGGGACCUGAGACAUCUGCUUGUGGGUAAAAUCCUGAUUGAUGUGAGCAAUAACAUGAGGAUUAACCAAUACCCAGAAUCCAACGCUGAAUAUUUGGCUUCAUUAUUCCCAGAUUCCCUGAUUGUCAAAGGCUUUAAUGUUAUCUCGGCUUGGGCACUUCAGUCAGGACCUAAGGAUGCCAGCCGGCAGGUCUACAUAUGCAGCAACAAUAUUCAAGCUCGACAGCAGGUUAUUGAACUUGCCCGACAGCUGAAUUUCAUUCCUGUUGACAUGGGAUCAUUAUCAUCAGCCAGGGAGAUUGAAAAUUUACCCCUGCGACUAUUUACUCUCUGGAGAGGGCCAGUGGUAGUAGCCAUAAGCCUCGCCACGUUUUUCUUUCUUUAUUCCUUUGUCAGAGAUGUGAUACACCCAUACGCUAGGAACCAGCAGAGUGACUUUUACAAGAUUCCUAUUGAGAUUGUGAAUAAAACCUUGCCCGUAGUUGCCAUUACGUUGCUGUCCCUGGUAUACCUGGCAGGUCUCCUGGCAGCUAUGUAUCAGCUUUAUUACGGUACCAAAUACAGGAAAUUCCCACCUUGGUUGGAGACCUGGUUACAAUGUAGAAAACAGCUUGGAUUACUAAGUUUUUUCUUCGCUUCGGUCCAUGUUGCCUACAGCCUCUGCUUACCAAUGAGAAGGUCAGAGAGAUACUUAUUUCUCAACAUGGCUUAUCAGCAGGUUCAUGCAAAUAUUGAGAACUCUUGGAAUGAGGAAGAAGUUUGGAGAAUUGAAAUGUAUAUCUCCUUUGGCAUAAUGAGCCUUGGCUUACUCUCCCUCCUGGCAGUCACCGCUAUCCCAUCAGUGAGCAAUGCUUUAAACUGGAGAGAAUUCAGUUUUAUUCAGUCUACACUUGGAUACGUUGCUCUGCUCAUAAGUACUUUCCAUGUUUUAAUUUAUGGAUGGAAAAGAGCUUUUGAAGAAGAGUACUACAGGUUUUAUACACCACCAAACUUUGUUCUUGCUCUUGUUUUGCCCUCAAUUGUAAUUCUGGGUAAGAUCAUUUUACUCCUUCCAUGCAUAAGCCGAAAGCUAAAGAGAAUUAAAAGAGGUUGGGAAAAGAGCCAAUUUCUAGAAGAAGGUAUUGGAGGAGCAGUUCCUCAUCUCUCACCAGAGAGAGUUACAGUCAUGUGAUGAUAAAUGGUGCUCACUGAUGUCAUGUAGAAUUCUGCUCAUGCCGUUAUUUUUUAUGACUUCCUUUAUUUUCAUUUGCAAGUGCACUGUCAGAUUGACGUGGGCCGAAAUUCUUCCAGUAAGAUCUCAAUCAACUUAGUGGCAGAACUUUCUUGAAAUUAAUUUUCAGAGGUCAUAUUUUGGCAAUAUGAAUUUUUGUAGUCAACAUGUGUUUUAUUUUUUGCACAACCAUAAACUCUUGUUAUUUUAACACACUGUAUUGCAUAAUCAGGCAAAAAUAUUUAUGGUGAAUAAUAUAGAUACGACCUAAAGUUUAGAAAACUUUACAAACCAGCAGAAUUUUAAGUUUUAAUAUAAUUUAAUGGAUGUAUUUUUUUUCUGAAGCUUACCUGAGGUUUUAAUUGUCAUCCAGCUUAAGAAAUAGAAACCCAUAAUCAUAUGUUAACUUUAAGAAAGGACACGUGACAUUAGCAUUAGUAAGGGUGAAUGAUAACAUUCCUAUAUUUUUUUCAUAAGAUUGGGUUUGAAGAAUGUAAUUAAUUGUAUGAACCAGUGAACAAACACAAAUUAAAAAAACAAAUUGAAUCUGACAUAUUUGAAAUGAAACAGACAUGAAAUACAUACUGAUAAUAUGUACCUCACGAAAGAUUUCAUUCCUUGUUACAAAGCAGUUUCAUUUGCAUAUUAAUGUGUUGGUUUGGGAGAAGACUGUGAUAUUUGGCUUCCAAAACUGAUUAGUCUAAUGUAGUGCCAAUCCUGGGAAUAUUACGGUUGUUUCCAGUGUCAGGGAGGGUGUUAAGUUUAUACACAAGGGUUUGUUUGUCAGCGGAUCUGUGUUGUUGUACAUCAGCCAGUCACCAUUCUCUCUGGUAUACAAUCUUAACGGAUGUUCACUGAGGGAUUAUAACGUGCCAGGCACUGUUCUAAGCACUUUACUUGUAUUAUCCCAUUUAAUAUUUACAACAACCCCAUGGCAGAGGUUAUCUUCAUUUUCCAUAGAGAAAACAGGAUAGAAAAACAGUUCGCCCACGGUCACAGUAAGAGCCAGAGCCAGCAUGUGUUAUGUAGGCAGCCCUAUUUCUGAAGCUACGGUUUUAACCACUAGGCUAAUGGCCCUGCUCCAUCCUCAUGCAUUCAUUACCAUCAUGAUGCCAAUCUAGAUGCUUCCUCUUUUGUCAGUAAAGGCAUUGACAUUCUUCACAGUGUGUCGUGGGUGUCAAAGAUACCUGAAAAUACCACAGUCAUAAGUUUAUUAUUGCCUGUGGGAUAAUCUACAGUUCCUCACUCUGCAAGAGACGUGACCCUGGAGGCCCAUGGCAGUCCACAGGACUCUCUGCAGUGAGAGACUCGAGUCGGGUGGGACCAGAACAGUUUUAACAAAUGGCUAAGGACCUGCAGAAUAUUAAAAAUCUCUGUAGAGUUGGUCAUCUCUUUUUUCUCUUCCUGAGAAGUCCUCCUGCCUGCUCAGCCAUUCAUGAGGGAGCAGUUUGCAAGUCAUGAAGGAUAUUAAGAAAAGUGGUUAAUUAUAAAUCUACUCGAGAUAUAUAAUCAUACAAAUUAUUCUUAAAAUUUUACAGUGCCGACAUUCUACAUUAAAAUUGCAUUUUGUUCAAACUUUGAUUAGAAUGCUCCACAUUUUUUUGCUCCUUAUUAAAAUAGAAAAUCUCAGAUAAGAUACAAUUAUAUGCAUUAUGUAAUUAUACAUCGUGAAACUAUAACAUUUCUAAACUUACCCACUGAGGUACUACUGAAUGCAGCAGCCAAAAUAAAAGGAGUUUUAUUUAGUGGAGGCUACCUUUCCCAUCAUUGGCUCAUUCCCUCCUACUGCACCCUGUCAAUUUGGUAAAUCACUCAUGAGUCUCUGGUGUUCUCGGUGAAUGCUAGUAUCUUGUACUUAUUAUUUGAGCUCUCCCUUUUUAAAAUAUUAAUUCUACUUUUUCCCUCUUGAUAAUCACUUCCUUGCUAGUUUUUAAAGGGCGAUAACUUUCAAAGGGAAACACCCAUACACUGUUGUAGCACACUAGUGAUAUUAACAGCAUAUUUUCAUUUUGUUCAAGUGUCACUUGCUUUCACCAUUUAAUGUGAAAAUACAAUGAAACAUUUGUAAAAGCUAGAUGACUAUUGAAUUAUACUGCUGCAUGUAUAUAUUAAGCAGACAAUAAUAUAACGCUAUUACAGAUAAAUGGGGCCUUGAAAAUGUGAAAAAACAAACUAUGAAAAUGUACAUAGGAUGUAACUUUUGUUUCAAAUGAUAAAUUCUUUUUAGUACUACAGAGAGAUAAUUUUGAAGUUUUAGAAUAAAGGUAACAUGCAUUAUAAUUCUAAAUGUUUAACAAUUUCUAAAACUGCAAAAAAUACUGAUUUAGUUUACUUAAUUGACUUUUAAUUGCUUUAUUUUACCAUUUUCUAACCUGAUAAUUUUUCUUAAUAAUUAUUUUUCAUAAUCACUUUUUUUAAAUAAUUACUCUGGCCUCAGAAGUAGAACUGAAUUCUGCUCUUGCUAGAUGUGAGAAAGUGGUGGGAACUUGAAAGUGGUGGGGGUUUGUAUUUAGAGAAGUGCCCCUGAGAAAAUAUAAGAAUGUAGAAAAUAUACCCCGUCUUAAUCCUAUGCAAAAAUAAUUUUUUUCCUAAGAGGGAAGUAAUCAUGGGCUGAAUCAUGCUACUUAGCUUUUGUGUGCAGAUUUCUCCUCUAUGAAGAAUAUUUAAAAUCAUGUUUAAAUAAGAAUAUAUUCAUGCUAACAUAUAUUUUUCAAAGCAUAUAUGGAAAUUUAGCCCAGAUUGUCUACAUGUAGAGAUUUUUAUUUACAUUUUAAAAUAUUUUAUUAAAGUAUGAAGAAAUUAUAUUUAUAGGUAUUUAUCUGAGAUAAUUAUUUUGUGCUACAUACAGGAUUGGCUAGUGAGCUCCAUUUUAAACUACCUGAUUAAUUUCUUAUAAAUUAGAAUAAUCUUGACUUGAUAAAGGAAUUUUACUUUCAACAUUAAUUUGAUAAUAGCAAUUUAAGAUAUAUUCAUACUUCCAAAUGAUGAAAAAUUACUUGUGUAAAAGGGCUUAAAGAAUAUCAUAUCCAAUUUUUGUAUUGUUUAUCUCUUACAUAAUAUGACAAAAUUUUAAUUCUUUUUAAUUGCCUUUUGCCAUUAAACUAUUUCAUACUAAAUUCUGUACAAAGAGUUUUGUCCCCAAAUAGAGAUUUAUUUGUGAAAUGUAAGGUUUAUGUGAUAUUUUAAAUAAAGUGCCAUAAAUGUAACUCGUAAGUAUUUCUUUAGGAAUAUUAUAAACACUGAAUCUGUGUCAACCUAUAGAAUCUGUUUUGAAAUAAGUAUUCAAACAGCCUCAAAUGUGGUGUUGAAAUUAUUUUGUGAAUUCUUGCCUAAAGCAUUGCCACACAUGCUCAUGCCUCUGUCCAGUGUUAAGAUUUCUAUUUGUGAUGUGUCAUCAUGAAAAUGAGAUGCUCUACCCUCAAUUGUUCAUAAGUUAGUAAAAAUUGUGGUGGAUAUUCAGCAUAUGUAAGUGCUGUAAAUGAACCUGUACUGAUUUUAGUGGAAACAGUCUGUUCUUACCUUGGAACAGUGGAUUUUAUAGGAAUGAAUGGGUUCUUCAAUUUUUUUAAUGCAAGAAAACUAUAAAGUGCUAAUAUUCAGAGAUUCUGUCCAUAUGAUACCAAAAACAGUUAGGUAUCAUAAAAACAGUUCAGCCUAACACACAAAUAUACUGGGAUUUUUUUUUUUUAACUUUAGAAAUCACUGGCUUUCCAUCAUGUAUUCAUUCAAAAUUAGAGCAGACUAUACAGAUAGGACUCUCCCUGUGGCUGGAUAGGCUAAAUUGAAUCACUAAAACAGGUGCUUUUGUAUGAUUUUCAAAUUGUCAGCUUCAAUCUUAAUUCUUUUAAGAUUUUCCUUGAAGGUCUUUCAUAACUUUGCAGACAUCCAGCCUACCCAGGGACCGGAAGUUGUCUCCCUAUGUCUGGUUACCCUACUUCUUGAAAAGCUGCUACCCAUCACAUUAAUCAACUGCCCUGGCAGUUACAUGUAACAAUGAGAAUGAGAGUUGGUCAGUGAGAUGUAGGGGCAUGUAUGGUUGACUUUCUGAAAGUCUUUUCAAAGAAAAGCAGCAUAUGUUCUUUAUCUUACUCCUCCAUCUUGCUGCUGAAAUGGCAAAUGUCUAAGAGGACCAAGGCCAGACCCUAAGGAAAGCCUAUUAGAAAUUUAAAACUUGAGUACUUCUACUCCCUCUGCCUAUAUUUAACUCACUGUGUAUUUGGGUUUUUUUAUAUGAAGUCAAAACUAAAUCCAUUCUGGUCUUCUGUUCUUUGUCAUGAUUCUAUUUAACACUGAAUGAACUAGAUAGACUUCAAUAAUUCUUAUCUUUAAAAGUUUUUCAAGGAUAAUGUGCAGUUUACAUUGGAAUUGAUUUUCCAUUGUUAAUUAAUGACACUCAUUUUCUUGCCUUUGAUCUUUCAUUAGAUAUUUUGUAUCUGCUUGGAACAUACUGUCUUCUUCAGAACUGUGUAAUAGCUAUUUGCUAAAACUCUGUAAGCUCCAAAAUACCGCUAUCAAAAGUACAUGCCAUGUUUUUAUAUCAUUCUCAUAGAUCUGCCUUAUGGUCAUCUAAAUAAAAAGUGUUAUUUAAUG